GGUGCGCGUCCCUGCGCCUGUGGGAGGGGAUGGCUGCCGGCCCGAUCCGGAAGCGUGGCUAGUUGGAAGAGGUCAUUUGAGCGCCUCGGGUGGAGAACUCACCGUUUUGAAUCAGUAACAGGCUGCUACCAUGAGGAUGAAUCAGAACACCUUGCUGCUCGGGAAGAAGGUGGUCCUGGUGCCCUACACUUCUGCGCACGUGCCCAGAUACCAUGAGUGGAUGAAAUCCGAGGAACUGCAGCGUUUGACAGCCUCGGAGCCCUUGACCUUGGAGCAGGAAUAUGCGAUGCAGCACAGCUGGCGCGAGGAUGCGGACAAGUGCACCUUUAUUGUGCUGGAUGCAGAGAAAUGGCGGGCCCAGCUGGGCACCACCGAGGAGAGCUGCAUGGUGGGAGAUGUGAACCUCUUCCUCACAGACCCGGAGGACCCUGCAUUGGGGGAGAUUGAGGUCAUGAUCGCAGAGCCCAGCUGCAGAGGCAGGGGGUUUGGCACCGAGGCCGUUCUCAUGAUGAUGUCUUAUGGAGUGACCAAGCUAGGUCUGACCAAGUUCGAAGCUAAAAUUGGGCAAGGAAAUGAACCGAGCAUCCGUAUGUUCCAGAAACUUCACUUUGAGCAGGUGGCCGUGAGCAGCAUCUUCCAGGAGGUGACGCUCAGACUGACGAUGAGCAAGCCAGAGUGGCAGUGGCUUCUGGCACAGACCAGCCAUGUGGAAGAGAAGCUGUACAGAGACGGGUCGGUGGAGCCCCACUGACAGCCUGGGCCUCAGGGGUGGCACCUUGUGUGAAUGGGGCUGUCGGGACCACAUGCUCCAAAGGUCAGAAGGGAAACGUAUGAGGUCUUCAGGGCCAGGGUGUGCCUGGUCCUGCUCCAGGCUGGAAAUAACCCUUCAGGCUCUGGGCAGGAUUAGCUGUGGCUCCCUCUGGCAGGUGGUGUGGCUGAGCCUGACACCAGGGCCAGCCCUUCCUGGCCCUGCCCGACUCCAGACUCUAGGAACCUGGAGUGGACGACAUGCAUCCAUGGGAGAAGUAGGGUGGAGGUGGUACUGAAGGCAAAGGGGACCUGGAGAGCAAACAGCAUCCUCCUUUCUUCUGAAAGGCCAGAGAAGCUGCCUGGGGCCGAGGCCCUGGCCCUGGUCAGGAGUAAAUCCCAUCACAGCCCA
Choloepus didactylus (southern two-toed sloth) is the source of this 1159-nucleotide messenger RNA. RefSeq names its product N-acetyltransferase 9 (putative) (gene NAT9). The record is from RefSeq and is a predicted model, not a curated record. Gene Ontology annotation, biological process: protein acetylation. Lineage: Eukaryota; Metazoa; Chordata; Mammalia; Pilosa; Megalonychidae. The transcript is spliced from 7 exons. Gene Ontology annotation, molecular function: N-acetyltransferase activity. Bases 131 to 751 code for a protein of 206 amino acids.